UGUCGCCAGAGAGGUAGCCGCCGGUGUGCAGGCCCUUAUCGUUCGCUUCUUGUCUCUCCGCCCGAGACAGUCAAAAUGCCCCAAACUGGGGCUGAGGGGAGUUUCCCUUCUUUCUGUUCCCACCCCGUCAAGGCUAGGGCGGGCCUGCAGUGACAGCUCCGGGGCAGCGGGGCUGGGUGAAGGCGGGCCGUGCCCUCAGUGAGAAGGCUGCCUAAAUCGCAGGGCCGCCGCCGCCGCCGCCUCAGUCAGAAACAGAACGCACAACGUGCGACCCAGCAUGGCCCGGCAAGCUGCCUGCCUGUCCUCCUGCUGUUGCUUCUGGGGUCUUUUUCUUCUCUGGGCCGUAGCGGAAACUCGAGCAGAUAUCCACUAUGCAACUGUAUACCGGGUGAAAGCGGAAAAGAAAUUCCUUGUUAAAGAUGUAAUGGAUACGAAUGGUGAUGCUUAUGGUUACUACAAUGACACUAUACAGUCUACCGGGUGGGGAAUUCUUGAGAUCAAAGCAGGCUAUGGUAGACAGUCCAUUAGCAAUGAAGACCUCAUGUAUGCUGCAGGUUUUUUGGAGGGCUAUCUCACUGCUUCACAUAUCAGUGACCAUGUUGCAAACCUGUAUCCACAGCUGUUUAAGAAUGUUAUCAUUAGGAAAAAAGUUGAAGAUUUUAUGGGGAAACAAGAUCAGUGGACCAGAGAACAAAUUAAAAACAAUCCAGAUGACCCCUUUUGGAGACACACAGGAUACAUCAUUGCUCAGUUGGAUGGGCUAUACAUGGGAACUGUAGAGUGGGCUAAACAGCAGCAAAAACCAGUAAGAUUAAAUUGUCUUUAAAUAACUUGGAGGUAG
Messenger RNA from Gekko japonicus, 841 nucleotides. It is a transcript of the gene PLBD1, whose product is annotated as phospholipase B domain containing 1. The record is from RefSeq and is a predicted model, not a curated record. Gene Ontology annotation, biological process: phospholipid catabolic process. Gene Ontology annotation, molecular function: glycerophospholipase activity. Gene Ontology annotation, cellular component: extracellular region. The transcript is spliced from 4 exons. Lineage: Eukaryota; Metazoa; Chordata; Lepidosauria; Squamata; Gekkonidae.